This is a messenger RNA of Caenorhabditis angaria, 1407 nucleotides long. NCBI's taxonomy places the organism in Eukaryota, Metazoa, Nematoda, Chromadorea, Rhabditida, Rhabditidae. The record is from the annotation of a GenBank genome assembly.
AUGUCGACUGUUGGCCAAGUAAUCAAUUGUAAAGCAGCAAUUGCGUGGAGUGCAAAGGCUCCAUUAUCGAUUGAAACUAUUCAAGUUGCACCACCAAAGGCAAACGAGGUUAGAAUCAAGGUAAGUGAUUUUGGAUUGAAAAUUGAAGAAAAAAAAUUAGGGAAAUAUUUUGUUAAUCAACAAUUAUCCAACACUGGAAUUUGUUCUAUUGAAAAAUGUAAUCAUUGAACAUUUUUCAAUGAAAAAAACCACAUAAACUACAAAAAACACAUUGUAGACAUUUUGUUGUAUCAAAUGAGAACACCUUACAUCAAUAAAAUUGUUUCAGAUUCUUUACACUGCUGUUUGUCAUACUGAUGCUUAUACUUUGGAUGGACAUGAUCCAGAAGGUCUUUUCCCAGUUGUUCUUGGACACGAAGGUGCUGGAAUUGUUGAAAGUAUUGGAGAAGGUGUGACAGGUUUUGCAAUUGGAGAUCAUGUUGUUCCACUUUAUGUUCCUCAAUGUAAAUCUUGCGAAUAUUGCUUGAAUCCAAAAACCAAUCUUUGCCAAAAAAUUCGAAUUACUCAAGGAAACGGAUUCCUUCCGGAUGGAACAUCGAGAUUUUCGAAAGACGGAAAACAAUUGUUCCAUUUUAUGGGUUGUUCAACAUUUUCUGAAUAUACAGUUGUUGCUGAUAUUUCUUUGUGCAAAGUUAACCCGGUUGCUUCGUUGGAAAAAGUUUCACUUCUUGGAUGUGGAAUUUCAACUGGUUAUGGAGCAGUUUUGAAUACUUGUAAAGUUGAAGCUGGAAGUACUGUAGCUGUUUGGGGACUUGGAGCUGUUGGACUUGCUGUUAUUAUGGGAGCAAAAGCUGCUGGAGCAAAACAAAUUGUUGGAAUCGAUCUUUUGGAAACCAAAUUCGAAUCAGCCAAAUUUUUCGGAGCUACAGAAUGUGUUAAUCCAAAAUCGGUUAAAUUAGCCGAAGGUCAAAGUUUCCAAUCAUGGCUUGUCGAAAACUUCAACGGAGGUUUUGAUUACACUUUCGAAUGUAUUGGAAAUGUUCAUACAAUGAGACAAGCUUUGGAAGCAGCACAUAAAGGAUGGGGAGUUUCGUGUAUUAUUGGAGUUGCUGGAGCUGGACAAGAAAUUGCAACAAGACCAUUCCAAUUGGUUACUGGAAGAACUUGGAAAGGAACUGCUUUUGGAGGAUGGAAAAGUGUUGAUAGUGUUCCAAAACUUGUCGAAGAUUAUUUGAACAAAAAACUUUUGAUUGACGAGUUCAUCACUCAUCGCUAUCAUAUCGAUGAUAUCAAUACAGCAUUCGAUGUUCUUCACAAAGGAGAAAGGUAAGAUUUUCUGGUUUUCACAAAAUUCAAUACAACUCACAUUUUUUCAGUCUUCGUUCGGUUCUUUCUUUCGAAAAAUAA